Molecule: messenger RNA, 549 nt
Organism: Akanthomyces muscarius
Lineage: Eukaryota; Fungi; Ascomycota; Sordariomycetes; Hypocreales; Cordycipitaceae
Exons: 3
Coding region: 1-549 (182 amino acids)
Biological process (GO): protein folding in endoplasmic reticulum
Cellular component (GO): EMC complex
Source: RefSeq, a predicted model, not a curated record
AUGGCCACACGCACCGCGACCGUCCCUCGAUGGGUUCAGCAACUCCAGUCGCCCCCGGCCGCCAAGUCCAAGGCCCCCGGCAUCGUUGACCCUCCCGGUUUCUCUGGCUCUGGUGGCAGCAAGAAGCAAAAGGACUCCAAGAUCGCGCCACGAAAGCCCCCAACACACGACGAGAUGGACACGCUCAAGGUCAAGAAGGCUUGGGAGGUCGCGCUGGCUCCCGUCAAGGCUCUGCCCAUGACUUUUAUCAUGAUGUACAUGUCCGGCAACUCGCUGCAAAUAUUCAGCAUCAUGAUGGUCUUUAUGGCCUUCAAGAACCCCGUCAUGGGCCUCGCCAACACCAACCAGGCCUUUGAGCGCUUCCAGACCGAGACCAACUCUGGCAAGAUUCUUCAGACAAAGUUUGUGUACGUGGUUAUGCAGCUCGUGGCGUUGGCUGUGGGUAUCUGGAAAAUAAACGGAAUGGGUCUUUUGCCAACAACACGCUCAGAUUGGUUGAUGUGGGAGUCCCAAAGGGAGGCCGUGGAACACGCCAUUCCAGCUUUAUAA